AUGCUAUGUGGUGAGGAGAAAAUCUUGUUGGUUCUGGUAGCUGGAGAGUUCCUACUAGGGAUUCUGGGGAAUGGAUUCAUGGUACUAGUGAAUGGCAUUGUUUGGAUCAAGAACAAGAAACUGGCAACUGGGGAACUCAUCCUGCUAUUCUUGGCCAUUUGUAGACUUGGUCUGUUAUGCACAUUAAUAUGGAGUUCUUUUCUACUUGUUUUCAAUCCAGAUGAAUUACUGAGGAGUGCAGUUAAGGUUGUUGAUAUUUUCUGGUUACUGACCCACAUUUCAAGUACUUGGUUUGCCACAUGCCUCAGUGUCUUCUACUUCCUGAAGAUUGCCCACUUUUCCCAUCCCCUCUUCCUCUGGCUGAAGUGGAGAAUAAACCAAGUGGUCUGCAUGCUUCAGGUGGGACCUCUGCUCUUUUCUUUGUCCAUUGACUUAUCAUUGUUGGAGAGAGCUUAUUACUAUCUAAUCAGUAGAGGAAACAACACAAAAACAUCCCAAGAGUUCCAGGUGAGUGGAAAUCAAUAUAUCACCAUCCAGGCGAUCAUGAACUUCCUGAGCUUAUUCCCCUUUUGUCUGUCUCUGGUCUCAUUCUCCUUCCUCAUGCUCUCCCUCUGGAGACACACCUGUCAGAUGAAGCUCCAUGCUACGGGAUCCAGGGACCCCAGCACAGAAGCCCAUGUUCGAGCUGUGAAAGCUACGCUCUCUUUCCUCAUCCUCCUGGUCCUGUUCAUUUUGGGUUCGCUCAUCUCCCAAUGGAGCUACUCCUUCCCAAAUAGAAAGCUGGCUGUGGCAGUUUCAAUCCCAUUGAUGUCCCUCUACCCCUCAGGCCACUCUUUAAUCCUGAUUCUGUACAACAACAAGCUGAGACAGACAGCCCUGAAGAUGUGGUGGCCAGGGAAAUGCUGUCUGAAAAGGAGUCAAGGAGAUCAAUCUUUGGCCUUACAGGUGUGUUAG
This is a messenger RNA of Dromiciops gliroides (monito del monte), 954 nucleotides long. RefSeq names its product taste receptor type 2 member 7-like. The record is from RefSeq and is a predicted model, not a curated record. Gene Ontology annotation, molecular function: G protein-coupled receptor activity; bitter taste receptor activity. Gene Ontology annotation, cellular component: membrane. The transcript has a single exon. Gene Ontology annotation, biological process: sensory perception of taste; detection of chemical stimulus involved in sensory perception of bitter taste; G protein-coupled receptor signaling pathway. NCBI's taxonomy places the organism in Eukaryota, Metazoa, Chordata, Mammalia, Microbiotheria, Microbiotheriidae. The coding region runs from base 1 to 954 and encodes 317 amino acids.